AUGGAAAAUCACUUCACAACAAAGAGGAACACAUUCCUCACACUGACAGCUACAGACAACCAAACAUUUGUGUGCACUAUCUGCGAAACCAAAAGAGUGUUAGGGUCCUUGCAAGGCCUCAGAAGACAUUAUACAAAAAAACAUCCAAACGAAACGGGGGAGUAUGAGAAACUUCUAAAAAGAAGACCUGCUAUGUUUGAUGGUCUUUCUUCUUCUGCAAGCACUGCCACUGCCACUACCACUGCCACUGCCACUACCACUGCCACUGCCACUACCAACCUGAACAGUAAUAAUGGACCUGCCCCAAUGGAAUUUAUUAUUGAAAACCCUCAGGACACAUAUGGCCAUGAAAUCUCUGACAAAAACGAAUUUAGUGAUGAUCACAUUCUAUUUGAUUCAUCAGAUGACUAUGAUGAGACCACUGACGACAAAGACAUGGACACCAGAGUAGAAUAUGAUAGCCAGGAUCAUAUCGCUAGAGUGGCAGCAGAAAUGAGAACCUUCCAAUCUCUUUCUCAUGCCAUGAAUUCCUACUCGAACGAAGACAGCAGCAGACAGCACUGGGGAAUUAGAUUUCUACACAUAUGCGAUAGUAUGGGAAAUUCUGAGUGA
Molecule: messenger RNA, 612 nt
Organism: Phycomyces blakesleeanus NRRL 1555(-)
Lineage: Eukaryota; Fungi; Mucoromycota; Mucoromycetes; Mucorales; Phycomycetaceae
Exons: 3
Coding region: 1-612 (203 amino acids)
Source: RefSeq, a predicted model, not a curated record